AACUAUCGGAAGCUACCCACAAUCCUCAUUUGCAUUCUUUAGCAACAAGAUGUCGACUAACAGUCAACCAGAUUAUGACAAGCCGGGCGACGAAGGAGAAGAGCGCGUAAAAAUAAUUUGCCUUGGGGAUAGCGCUGUAGGAAAAUCAAAAUUAGUUGAAAGAUUUCUAAUGGAUGGAUACAAACCUCAGCAGUUAUCCACAUUUGCUCUGACAUUAUUUAACUACAAGACUCAAAUAGAUGGCAAAACUGUUUCAGUCGAUUUUUGGGACACUGCUGGUCAGGAAAGAUUCAACAGCAUGCACCCUUCUUACUAUCACCAAGCUCAUGCCUGUGUUAUGGUUUUUGAUUGUACUAGAAAGAUCACAUAUAAAAAUUUACCUGAAUGGCUGAAAGAUUUGCGGACAUACAGACCAGAGAUUCCAUGCUUAUGUGCAGCUAACAAAAUUGAUGAGGAUAUGGAUACAACAAAGAAAUCAUUUGCCUUUGCCAAGAAGAACAAUAUGCCUUUCUACUAUGUCUCUGCAGCCAAUGGAACUAAUGUGGUCAGGUUAUUUAAAGACUCUAUCAGGGCAGCACUAGCCUAUAAACACAACUCCACAGAUUUCAUGGAUGAAAUAAUGAAAGAGCUUGAAAACUUUGAGCUGGAUCCCAUCCCCAGUAAAGUGAAAGACAAAGAGAAAGAAACAGAGAAGAUCACACAAGAAAAGUCUUGAGGAUUAUUAUCAAUCUUAGAAAAGAAAAUUGUCCUUUAUUAAAACUCUAAUUUCUAAAACAAUUGGAGCAUGAAGUCUUGGAUUCAUUUUAAAAAUCAUUUAUUAUUUAUUGGCUGUACAGAACAAUUUAAAAAAAAAAAUCAAUUUAAUUUUAUAUUGAACAUAAUUUAAAAACUGAAUUUAGAAAUGUACUUUCAAACUUUGAAGCCAAAGUUUUACUAGAUUUUCAUAAUGAAUUGUUUUUUUUAAAUAGUAAACAUUUAUUUAGAGAAAAAAAAAACAGCAACAGCCUAACUUAUUCUAUUUACAAAAACAAAAUCAACUAAACCUUUGUAUAGAUCUUAUAUUUUUUAGAAAUGAUAUUUAAUACAUGAAUUUAAAAAAAAAACAUUUUAACUUUUACAAUUGUAUGUUUUUUUUGUAAACGUUUAAAAUUUUAGUGAUUUAUGAAUGUAGCUUGUCUCAGCAUGUCUGUGAUAUUUCAAGUAAGGGAAUGUCUUUACAUGGCUAUACCCUUCAGAAUGGUGUGGACCUCAGAAUAAUACUGAGUUCUAGUCAUUGUCAUUUGAAUAGAAACUGAAUUCUCCACUAUUUUGUUAACUUUGUAGACUUAAAGGCACUUUAUUAAUAAUAGUCAAAUGAAUGAUGUCAAGGGUAAACUUCACACUAAUCACUUUAUACGCACACUGCCAGAUAAUAAUAUGAUUGCAAUGUGAUUGUGGCAUGACUUAGAAAGUGUGAUGGGGGAUGAAGACUUUGAAAUGUGUACAUUGUGGAGAAUAAACAAAUAAUCUUGUAAGAA
Messenger RNA from Biomphalaria glabrata, 1517 nucleotides. RefSeq names its product rab-like protein 2A. The transcript has 8 exons. The record is from RefSeq and is a predicted model, not a curated record. Bases 50 to 715 code for a protein of 221 amino acids. Gene Ontology annotation, molecular function: GTPase activity; GTP binding. Lineage: Eukaryota; Metazoa; Mollusca; Gastropoda; Planorbidae. Gene Ontology annotation, cellular component: Golgi apparatus; endosome.